Molecule: messenger RNA, 3168 nt
Organism: Salvelinus sp. IW2-2015
Lineage: Eukaryota; Metazoa; Chordata; Actinopteri; Salmoniformes; Salmonidae
Gene: grb10a
Product: growth factor receptor-bound protein 10a
Biological process (GO): negative regulation of insulin receptor signaling pathway; negative regulation of Wnt signaling pathway; insulin receptor signaling pathway
Molecular function (GO): insulin receptor binding
Source: RefSeq, a predicted model, not a curated record
GGGAAGAGUUUUCCUUCUUGUGUGUGUUAAACUUGUGGCAGUCAGCUGUUGGAUGUGCAGUGUUAAAUGUGUGUGAGUGGAUGUUGUGUGUGACUGUGUACCCAGCUCAAUAGGACAACGUGAGAGAUAACUACAGGAGAUUUUCCCAUUUGUUUGGUGCUUUUAUCUAAAGGAAUAGCCUACCGACACCGAUUGUCACGCGCCCCGCUCUCUUGGCUCCCUGUGUUUCAGCUCCGUGCGUUUCUGUGUGCUAGUCCAGCAGGUCUCGAGGUAUCUGGUCAGUGGAGUGAGAAGUAAAUGUGAUCUCCUGAACCGGAGCCUGCAGAAGGAUAACAUGGCCUUAGCUGGGUGUCCGGACUACUUCCUCCUCCAAUCUAACUUCCAGGAAACUGUGGACCGGACUUCCUCCCACAGACCGGACGAUUUGAAUGGUCAAGCGUUUCAACUCUCUGCCCAUCGGAACUCUGACCACCAAGAUGAUGUGGAUCUGGAGGCGUUGGUGAAUGACAUGAACUCCUCUCUGGAGAGUCUCUACUCCAGCUGCAAUACCCACACAGAGACGGCCCCGCUGCUGCACAACAGCCACGUGCACACCCCUCAUCACGGGCACGCUCCUCAUCGGCGCGGCCCUCGCUCCCAGCGCCCUACGCCCCCUAUUCCCCCCUCCUGCCCCCAAGAGAGGCUGUGUCGCUCCCAGCCCGUACACAUCAACGCCUUUAGGAGGCUCCAGGAGGAGCAGCAGCAGUGUCGUCCCUCCUCUCUCCCUGCCAUCAUCAACCCCUUCCCUGAACUCUGCACCCCCACUGGCUCUCCCAUCCUCAGCCUCAUACACACCACAGACAACCAUAUCAUCAAGGUGUACAGUGAGGAUGGAGCAGGGAAGGUGGUGGAGGUGCCGGCUGAUAUGAGGGCCAGAGACGUGUGUCAGCUCCUGGUCUAUAAGAGCCACUGUCUGGACGACAACAGCUGGAGCCUGGUGGAGCAUCACCCACUACUGGGCCUCGAGCGCUGUCUGGAGGACCAUGAGUUAGUGGUUCAGGUUCAAGCCUCUAUGACCAGUGACAGUAAAUUCCUCUUCAGGAAGAACUAUGCCAAGUAUGAAUUCUUCAGGAACCCCCUGAACUUCUUUCCGGAGCAGAUGGUGGCAUGGUGUCAGGUAUCUAACGGCUCCAUCCCCCAGUCACAGCUCUCACAGAACUUCCUGAACUCCAGCAGCUGUCCGGAGGUGCAGGGGUUCCUCUAUCUGAAGGAGUCUGGCAGGAAGUCCUGGAAGAGACUCUCCAUGUUCCUCAGACGCUCUGGACUCUACUACUCCACUAAAGGAUCCUCCAAGGAGCCCAGACACCUCCAGUUGUUGUCAGACCUGGAGGACAGUAGUGUGUUCACAGUGACAACAGGGAGGAAGCUGCACAACGCCCCCACUGAUUACCAGUUCUGUAUCAAGCCCAGUAAGGUGAGGAGUGAGUGUAAGGAGCUGAGGAUGCUGUGCGCCGAAGAUGAACAGAGCAGAACCUGCUGGAUGACUGCCUUCAGAUUGUUAAAGUAUGGGAUAUUACUGUAUCAGAACUACAAGAGUCCCCAGCAGCGGAAGUCUCCUGUCUCACACUUCUCUACUCCUGUGAGGAGUGUGUCUGAGAACUCUCUGGUGGCCAUGGACUUCUCUGGCAGGACAGGACGCGUCAUAGAGAACCCUCUGGAAGCACAGAGCGCCGCGGUGGAGGAGGGACAGACGUGGAGGAAACGGGGUCACCGUAUGAAUGCUCUGGGCAGCCCCAGCCUCCUCCACCCAUCUUCUCUCAGCUCAGUGAUCCACAGAACACAGCUAUGGUUCCAUGGUCGCAUCAUUAGAGAAGAGUCGCACAAGAUGAUCAUGCAACAAGGACAAGUAGACGGGUUGUUCCUGCUGAGAGACAGUCAAAGUAACCCCAAGGCGUUUGUCCUGACCUUGUGCCACCACCAGAAGAUCAGACACUUCCAGAUCCUACCGUGUGAAGAGGAAGGUCAGAUGUUGUUCAGUUUGGAUGAUGGCUCCACCAAGUUCACAGACCUGAUCCACCUGGUGGAGUUCUACCAGCUCAACAGAGGGGUGCUGCCCUGCAAGCUCAAACAUCCCUGUACCGCCGUGGCCUUGUGACCCUUCACCCCUGACCUCUGACCCGUGUACCAUACGCCUGCCCUCUGGUCUCACUACACUACCCUCUGUCUGCAGUUAAAUUCUCUACCCUUUGUUCACUAGGUCGUCAAGUGUGCACUUAUUCACUCAUUCCUUGUGGAUUUAAAAGGAAAGGAGUGUUGGAAGCUGAUGGUACAUGCUUAGUUACACCAAUGCUUUUAAAAUGCAUGAGGGGUAGUGAACAAUUGCACACUUUGGGGGGAGGGGUGGGGAAUUGGAAAGUGGCCACACAGAUAGAUAAAUCGACAGACAAACAGACAUGUGGUGUACUAUAGUGAUCUGUGGAAAUCUGUGGAUCCAACCAAGCCCCUGUUUCCUCCUCCUUUACCCACCUCAGACAGACGAUAGACAUGGGGCUUGUUUCCCCGCACUUCUUUAUUGAUCAUCAGGGAUCGAAUCGAUCACAACGAUUGACCAUAUGUAAAAAUCAACCUGUGCAGUCCAGUCUUUAUAAGCUGAUCACCUGAUGCUUCAUGCUGCCUACUGGCUGACGUUGCCUUGGGGGCAUCCUGAAGCGUGACGUUGCCUGGGGGGCAUCCUGAAGCGUGACGUUGCCUUGGGGGCAUCCUGAAGCGUGACGUUGCCUGGGGGGGCAUCCUGAAGCGUGACGUUGCCUGGGGGGCAUCCUGAAACGUGACGUUGCCUGGGGGCAUCAUGCCCUUCCUCUGCUUUCCUUAUUGGACCAACCAUCUCACUCUAUCUACGAUACUUUAUACACGGCCACUAGGAAAAAAAGAACACAGAACAAAAACAAACUGUGUUGGACGUUUGUUUGAAAUGGCAGAUGAUUGUUUGAGAUGUGGACUUCCCUGUCAGAGCUGAUGACGUUGCGAUGAUGUGGUAAUACUGUUGCAGAACUAUUUGCACUUCUGAACAGACAGCCUACAGUUCUCUUGUAAACUGAAUGAAGCUGAAUGCUCCUUCUCAACCUGCUCUUCCUCCUCUCUUUCUGCUCCUCAUGUCCUACUCUUCCUCCUCUUUCUUGUCCUGCUCUU